AUGACCCUGCCACCGGGGGGCACGGUGAGCCUCGGGGUAUCUCGAAGGCCACCACCGGACGACGCUAGCGGGGAGCUCUUGUCCAGAUCGAAGCUGGGAGACGGGGAGAAGACUUGGGGGUUCUGCACCUCGGACGGAGGCGCGGCGGGGACGCUCAAGGAGGGCGACGUUAUCGGAAUAGCGUUGGAUUUCACCGACCUGCCCAUGCUCUUCUUCACGCGCGGGGGCGACCCGCUGGGGGAGGGGGACGAGUUGGCCGUGAUGAGAAUUCGGGGCACCGUGUAUCCCGCGUUCGGGGUGGGCGGGGGUGCCGCCCUUAGCGUUGCGUUCGCGGGAGACUCGUUGGCGCACACGCCACCGCGGAAGUGCGAGGCGCUAAUCGUGGGGCAAGACAUGAUGUGA
Molecule: messenger RNA, 402 nt
Organism: Ectocarpus siliculosus
Lineage: Eukaryota; Phaeophyceae; Ectocarpales; Ectocarpaceae
Source: the annotation of a GenBank genome assembly